AUGCAGUACGUCGGAGCCCGAGCUUACAUACUGCAACAACGAAUGGAGUGUCGUGGUGGGAAGGUGUACGACAUUGAUAAUGUGCGGGACAUCGCCCAAUGCAAGGAGGCAUGCCGCCAGUUCGAUUGUGCAGCAGUGAAUUUGUUCCAAUUGGGCGAAUUUGCUUUUAAGUGCGAAAUUCUUGGCACCCUAUAUGGAAUGGUUCCAGCCACUGGAUCAGCAUGCUACUAUGCUUCAGACCUGAUGGGAGGCUUGGGAGGUCUGGGAGGCGUAGGAGGCAUGGGAGACUUGCCAGUGAUGCAGUACGUCGAACCCGGAACUUACCUAGUGCAACGUAAUGCCUCAUGUCGUGGUGGGAAGGUGUACGAGAUCGACAAUGUUCAGGACAUCGACCAAUGCACGGAAGCGUGCCUUAAAUUCAAUUGUGCUGCAGUGAACUUGCUUCAACUAGGCGAAUCCAUGUACAAAUGCGAAAUUCUUGACAUCCUGAAUAGGAUGGUUGAAACCACUGGAUCAGCGUGCUUCUUUGAAAAAAACGUGGUCAGAGGCAUGGGAUAUCGGGUAGGCAUGAAACUCUCACCCUACAGAGGCUUCAACAGGGCCGUCGGACACUACUGGGGCAUGAGAGGAUACAGUGGUAUCAAAGGCAUGAAAGGUUAUUUCGGUCCGCUCUGGUGA
Haemonchus placei is the source of this 678-nucleotide messenger RNA. The record is from the annotation of a GenBank genome assembly. Lineage: Eukaryota; Metazoa; Nematoda; Chromadorea; Rhabditida; Trichostrongylidae.